Bipolaris maydis ATCC 48331 is the source of this 690-nucleotide messenger RNA. RefSeq lists its product as uncharacterized. The record is from RefSeq and is a predicted model, not a curated record. NCBI's taxonomy places the organism in Eukaryota, Fungi, Ascomycota, Dothideomycetes, Pleosporales, Pleosporaceae.
CAACCACGCGGAGAAGCUUCUUGAAUGGAUCCUGAAUGGCACAUGGGUUGAUCUAUAGUAUCGCUCAAACAAAGCUAAACGCCACAACGCCAACGACAACUUCAUCUUCCAAGGUCUCCUCCAGUACGACUAGUGUCGCUACGCUUGCUCCGUCUCCAACUGCCGGGACGGCAUUAGGCUGCUACCCGGAAGACUCCACCAUGCCAAUUCUGGAGCAAAACAUGAACCCCAACGGCAACUCGUCUCUCACUAUUGCCAAGUGCAAGAACAGCUGCUAACGCCGUGCAUUUGGUUUUGCGGGUGUUUAGAAGGGCAACCAAUGUUGGUGUGGUAGCUACGUCGGCGGAAGCUGGGCACCGGAGUUCUCAAUGCUGCCUUUGUUCUAGGAGCACCUCACCUUGUUGAGCGCGAUGGAUCGUCUCCUUCACUUUCAUUUGAUCCAAACACCACCAAGUAUUGCUCUUGGUGGGUUGAUUUGACCUCGAAGAAAGACUGCUCUCUUCUAGAGGAAAUUUCAUUACCCUCGAGGACUUCCGUCGCUGGGUAAGACAUCUUCCUCUCGUUUUCUUUGACGUGAACAUCGUUGACACGAGUCUAUAACCCUUUCAUCACUGCUGACUGUGGUGGUCUCGUCAUCGGAAACUCUUACUGCGUAGAAACUAUGAACGAGCCUGCUCCAACUACUUCCUC